GCGCGCCCUCUGCUGUGCGGAGGAAGAACUACAGCGCGCCCUCUGCUGUGCGGAGGAGGAACUACAGCGCGCCCUCCUGCUGUGCGGAGGAGGAACUACAGCGCGCCCUCUGCUGUGCGGAGGAGGAACUACAGCGCGCCCUCUUGCUGUGUGGAGGAGGAACUACAGCGCGCCCUCUUGCUGUGUGGAGGAGGAACUACAGCGCGCCCUCUGCUGUCCAGAAGAGGAACUACAGUGCAAAGGCAGUCGAUGGCUCUGGCAGUCCGUGUGAGUGUCCUGCUGCUGCUCUGCGUGUGUGUAUGUGUGUGUUUGGCUGAUUAUUAUUCAGUGUUAGGAGUUCCUCGCUCUGCGUCCGAGAGAGAGAUAAAGAAAGCGUUUCACCAGCUGGCCCGGAAGCUCCACCCGGACAGGAACCACAGCCCAGAUGCUCAACACGUCUUCACACAGCUUGCACAAGCCUACGAGGUUCUGUCUAACCGAGAGAGACGGAGAAUCUACGACCAAAACGGAGAGACGGAGAAGAAGCAGGAUUUUUAUGGCGACCAACACGGUUCCUAUGGUGACAGCGAUUUCCUGGCCUUCGGUCUACAUGAGCUCCUGAAUAUGCUGCGGAUGGAGGAUGAUUUCAUGAUGUGGGAAGAUGCGGGUCUGGGUCACGGGUGGAGCUUUACAAUGUGGGAUGAAGAUCAGGAUGAUGAUGGUGAUCAUCUCAGCGAGAUGUUCAGUAUGCUGUAAGAUCAGAGAGAAGAAGAGUAAUUGUAAGAUAUUGCAAUAUUGAGUGUAUUUUAAUUUCAUAUUAAAUAAAGUAUCUGUUUUAAAACA
Messenger RNA from Pangasianodon hypophthalmus (striped catfish), 822 nucleotides. RefSeq lists its product as uncharacterized. The record is from RefSeq and is a predicted model, not a curated record. NCBI's taxonomy places the organism in Eukaryota, Metazoa, Chordata, Actinopteri, Siluriformes, Pangasiidae. The coding region runs from base 250 to 735 and encodes 161 amino acids. Gene Ontology annotation, cellular component: cytoplasm. Gene Ontology annotation, biological process: protein refolding. The transcript is spliced from 3 exons.